AUUGAAUGAAUAUUCCUGGUUCUUUACAAAUCCGGUGUAAGACUUGAUAAUAUAAGUUCGUCGUGCAAUUACCUCGCAUAAAUGGGUGCAAAGCAUGGAACCUUCAUACCACAAUAAAUAUACACGCAGAGUAGUUACACCCUGCAUGCAAUUAGUGACUAGUGAUCGAAGAAGAAAAGAAACCGUAUGAUCAGUUUAUCCAUUCAGUGAUUAGUCUUUCCAAUUCACCGCAACUUAGGAAUAUUACUUCUUCUUCAUCAACAUGGUAUGGAUCCUUCUCAUGAUCAUCCUUAUUCAUCUACCAGAGGCUUCUCAUGUCCAGGCCAAGGAUGGAAGUUUCAGUGUUGAGCUCAUCCACCGAGAUUAUUCUCCAUUUUCACCUUUCUACAACGAUUCAGACACCCCAUUAGAGCGCCUCAGAAAAUCUUUUCACCGUUCGAGAUCUCGACUUGAAUAUUUUCGUUCCACGAUCCGUUCUCUAGCUUCUGCUACCUCUUCUGCAAAUAGCUUCGCAUCCAUGGUGACUCCGAGCAACGCUGAGUAUCUCGUAAAGCUAUCCAUUGGCACGCCACCAUUUGAGUUCUUUGCCAUUGUCGACACCGGAAGCGAUCUCACAUGGGCCAAAUGCAAGCCUCCCAAUCAGGUUUAUGACGCAGAUGCAUCCCUCUUUGAUCCCCAAUCCUCUUCCACUUACCAUGUUCUGCCAUGCUUCUCAACACCCUGCAAAUUUCUAAACCCAUCUUUCUGCGCUUCUGAAGAGGCCUGCCGGUACUCUUACUCUUACAGAGACAACUCUUCUACCGUCGGAACUCUUGCCGUAGAGAACCUAAGCUUCAAUCCUGUUGCGCGGGGAAACAUUGUCUUUGGCUGUGCAGACACUUACAGUGGAGUCUUGAGCCAAAUUGGCGCUGGGUUUAUUGGCCUUGGCGGUGGAUCUCUGUCUCUCGUCACUCAGUUGGGCGCUUCCAUAGGAGGAAAGUUCUCCUACUGUCUCGUGCCUAUGCAAGAAAACAACAUCAGUAGCAUCCUCAGUUUCGGCAGCAGUGCCAUGGCCUACAGCAGCGACACAGUCUCAACACCUUUAACACCCAAAGAGCCAAAAACGUUUUACUAUCUUACACUGGAAGGCCUCAGCGUCAACAACCAGAGUUUUGAUGCAGUUCAGGCUCCUGGAAAUAUCAUCAUCGAUUCCGGCACAGAAAACACAUAUUUAAGCGUUGAUCUUUACAACCAGUUAGAACUGGCGUUGUUGGAUUUCGUCAAUCUUACUCGGGCUGAGGACUUGACCGGAAUUUAUCAACUGUGCUUCGAGAGAAAUGAGCCAUUAAUGGCUACACUUCCAGACAUAGUAUUUCGUUUUUCAGAUGCUAAGUUGGUUUUGGGGCCGCUUAAUACUUUUGUUGACGCCAAUGGCCUGGUUUGCCUAGCGAUACUUCCAAGCGACGAUGGCUUCUCUAUCUUCGGAAAUGUGGCUCAGAGGAAUUUCUUGGUCAGUUAUGAUCUUGAAGAGAGAAAGGUGUCAUUUGCUAGAACCAAAUGCUCCAGCAGUAGUGCAAAUUUGUAUUCCCACGGAGUGCAUUUCUAUCCCUCAAUUGUUUUCCUCAUAUUGUCUGUGGCCUCGUUUAAGUUACUGACUUUCUAGAAUCACAUUCUUUCUAACUUGUAAGAUGCAAAAGGAGAACCAAAUUUGUGCCUAUAUUCCCAUUCCUCAUUUCAUUUGGUUCAGGUUGCCAUCCCAUCAAUAGAGAUUGCCUAUGGUCUUUUAUCAUAAGGAUUUGUGGUUUUUGGUCUUUGAAUAAACUAAAAUCCAAAUCAUUCCCUUUCUCUUAUCAUCCAGCAUCGUGGUUGGUUCA
Messenger RNA from Nelumbo nucifera (sacred lotus), 1853 nucleotides. NCBI's taxonomy places the organism in Eukaryota, Viridiplantae, Streptophyta, Magnoliopsida, Proteales, Nelumbonaceae. The record is from RefSeq and is a predicted model, not a curated record.